AUGUGGGCCACCGUGGGGGCAUGUGGGUCACCGUGGGGGCAUGUGGGCCACCGUGGGGACAUGUGGGCCACCGUGGGGGCAUGUGGGCCACCGUGGGGGCAUGUGGGCCACCGUGGGGGCAUGUGGGCCACCGUGGGGGCAUGUGGGCCACCGUGGGGGCAUGUGGGCCACCGUGGGGGCAUGUGGGCCACCGUGGGGGCAUGUGGGCCACCGUGGGGGCAUGUGGGCCACCGUGGGGGCAUGUGGGCCACCGUGGGGGCAUGUGGGCCACCGUGGGGGCAUGUGGGCCACCGUGGGGGCAUGUGGGCCACCGUGGGGACAUGUGGGCCACCGUGGGGGCAUGUGGGCCACCGUGGGGGCAUGUGGGCCACCGUGGGGGCAUGUGGGCCACCGUGGGGGCAUGUGGGCCACCGUGGGGGCAUGUGGGCCACCGUGGGGACAUGUGGGCCACCGUGGGGGCAUGUGGGCCACCGUGGGGGCAUGUGGGCCACCGUGGGGGCAUGUGGGCCACCGUGGGGGCAUGUGGGCCACCGUGGGGGCAUGUGGGCCACCGUGGGGGCAUGUGGGCCACCGUGGGGGCAUGUGGGCCACCGUGGGGGCAUGUGGGCCACCGUGGGGGCAUGUGGGCCACCGUGGGGGCAUGUGGGCCACCGUGGGGGCAUGUGGGCCACCGUGGGGGCAUGUGGGCCACCGUGGGGGCAUGUGGGCCACCGUGGGGGCAUGUGGGCCACCGUGGGGGCAUGUGGGCCACCGUGGGGGCAUGUGGGCCACCGUGGGGGCAUGUGGGCCACCGUGGGGGCAUGUGGGCCACCGUGGGGGCAUGUGGGCCACCGUGGGGGCAUGUGGGCCACCGUGGGGGCAUGUGGGCCACCGUGGGGGCAUGUGGGCCACCGUGGGGGCACGUGGGCCACCGUGGGGGCAUGUGGGCCACCGGGGGGGCAUGAGGGCAACCGAGGGGGGCAUGUGGGCCACCGUGGGGGCAUGUGGGCCACCGUGGGGGGCAUGUGGGCCACCGUGGGGGGCAUGUGGGCCACCGUGGGGGGCAUGUGGGCCACCGUGGGGGGCAUGUGGGCCACCGUGGGGGGCAUGUGGGCCACCGUGGGGGGCAUGUGGGCCACCGUGGGGGGCAUGUGGGCCACCGUGGGGGUAUGUGGGUCAGUACUGCGGGUGCCCGCUAUACCCGCAUCAUUGCCAACUCCGGCGGGCCAUACCAAUGUCAGGGUUGUCAUAACACUUGGCAACACUGUUCAUUCGGUCGGAUUGGAGUUCACCGGUAAGACUGAUUAUCCAGCGGUGGAAUUGGUGAUGUGUGACGUGCUGCACGUUGAUGUGGCUGCGAUUUAUGGAGUGGAGUUGGUUUCUUCCCAUCGGGCUAUCGUGAAGUUUGCCACCGAGGGUGACUAUAGCGUGUUUUUGCGCCGUUACGAGGGGCGGUCGUUUCAGCUGCCGGAUGCUGCUGGUACGGUCGUUAUCUCCGACCGUAGUGGUGCCCUUACCAUCGUCAGUGUGCACGGUGCGCCCCUCGAGUUCCGGAGGAGCUGCUACGGAGGUAUUACGGGCGGUAUGGCACUGUUGUGA
Messenger RNA from Procambarus clarkii (red swamp crayfish), 1578 nucleotides. Lineage: Eukaryota; Metazoa; Arthropoda; Malacostraca; Decapoda; Cambaridae. The record is from RefSeq and is a predicted model, not a curated record.